Molecule: messenger RNA, 1887 nt
Organism: Chelonia mydas (Green sea turtle)
Lineage: Eukaryota; Metazoa; Chordata; Testudines; Cheloniidae
Gene: CFAP97D2
Product: CFAP97 domain containing 2
Exons: 5
Coding region: 162-827 (221 amino acids)
Source: RefSeq, a predicted model, not a curated record
UAAAAUGCUACCACUGACUAUUCAAUAUUUUCUUAGCAGUGAUACCAUGACAACCACCACAUGACCUGCAACAAACAUACCCAGUCUCCAGGGCUUUGCUUAAGAAGGCUCAGAGUGAUAUCACUCAUUCUUUAGAACAGCAUCAGUUAUAGAGACACUUUAUGUUAUUUAAGAUGCAUAGAGCCUACCAGCCAAGUUUACCUUGUGGCAACAAAUAUCUUCAGCAAAAAUGGGACAAAACAAACUAUGAAGAGCACAAGAAAAGGAUCCAGACAGCCAAACCUGUAGUGGACACCACUACUCCUUUAACAUAUGGCCAUCUUCACUUGAAGUUAAAGAAGCUAAAGCUUGAGAAGCAACGGCUUUCAGUCAUCGAAAGAGACAAUCAUUUGCUGCUGGAGAAGAUAUCCUGUAUCAUGAGGACGAAAGGGCGAAUUGAUAACAAAAAUUACUGUCAGGCCAAAAGUUUAAACAGGGAAAAGCGAGAGAAGGAACUACUGAGAGUGAGCCAAGAGAACCGAGCCAUUCUGGAUAGGAUUACAAAGUGUGAGCCUCAGUAUCAAGUUCAGAGGUGGCAUGAAGACUGGCAAAGGGCGGAAAAAUACAUGGACAGCAUUGCAAGAUAUCCUCGUGGGUGGUGUAAAUUGCAGAAUCGAAAGGAACAAAAAUUAAACAAGAAAGCAUCAAAACAAGAGAGAGAGAAAAGAGAUAAGCAACAGAAUGAUGAAGAUGUGAAAAGCAAGACAGAGGAGGGAGAAAAAGGGGACAUCCAAAGUGGAGAGGAAAAAGAUCACCAAGAGAGAGAGACUGUUUUAGAAAUGGUGUAAUUCCAACCAGUCCCCUAUCAAUACAGUUCAAGCAAUUUACAGAACUAAACAUGAGAUGGGGUAUGUGGGAGAGGCAGCUGCAAGAGUUUAUAUAGAUAUUAUCAUUUUAAAGAAGUUACUGUAAGUGUAGGUAUUAGGCACAUGUCUUUAUUAACAUAUAUAAAUUUCUUUAUAGUUGCCAGCAAACUAUAACUCUGCAUAAUGUUUCAUGAACGCAAAUGAAGUGAGAGCAAAGCUGGGAAAAUGAAUUGACUUUAUCACAGGUAAUUAAUCCAGCUGAUUAAAACCAGCUUGUUAAAAAUAAUUAUAUUUUAAUUCUCACAUUAGCAUCCAUUGGAGAUUCCCCAGUGAAGGCUGACUUAGAUGACAGCAAAUAGUUUAGAGCAGUGUUUUUUUUAAAAUGUGUUCAUAGGCUGGAUCCCCUCUUAAUAGAGAGAUGGCUGGGUGAACCACCUCCCUUCCUGUUCAUGAUCUCAUGUCAGCUUUGUGUCAGCUACAGCAAUUGCAUACAUGGAGAAGUAAUAUCAAUAGUACAUUAAGUAUUUUCCUAGUUUCUUUUCCUGGAAUUUAGAAGCUGGAAACAGAGAGGAGAAACAACAUUCUGUGAUCAGCCAACCAAUGCUUAAUUUGUGCCGGGGCUUGACAGCGUUGAGCCCAGCACCUCUAAGCUUGGCAGUUCAUAGCCCCAGCACCUCUGGGCUUGCGGCAUCAGUUAUGAAAGUAAAAAAUUUGCUUGAGCCCCAGCACUUCUUUCAUUACAAAUUAAGCCCUGGAGCCAGCUCUCUGUGUACCACCAGCAAGUGUUCUCCAGGCCACCACUAGUCCACAGCCUAUAAGAUGAGAACUCCUGGUCUAGAGGAUGCAUCCCCCUGCCUUUUUAUUUUUAAAUGUGAUACUUCAUGGAAAACACCUACUGAACCCACAAAAUAGUCUAAGCAUACAAAGCCAGUCAAGUGAAACUUCACUCCUCUUGGAGAAUAUAAAAUCUGAAGCCAAAUAACAGGGUGUAUUAAGAAGUAUUGGCUUUUGUUUUGUUGGAAAUAAAAAAGUUACAAACAUG